Eucalyptus grandis is the source of this 1347-nucleotide messenger RNA. Its product is annotated as probable carboxylesterase 12. NCBI's taxonomy places the organism in Eukaryota, Viridiplantae, Streptophyta, Magnoliopsida, Myrtales, Myrtaceae. Gene Ontology annotation, molecular function: hydrolase activity. The coding region runs from base 477 to 1235 and encodes 252 amino acids. The transcript is spliced from 3 exons. The record is from RefSeq and is a predicted model, not a curated record.
UUCUUUCACUUUUUCAAUCCCCUGCCUGUUCUCUACCCCCGCCGAACUCCACCUCUGUCCCUCCUCUCUCUCGUAGCCGCUAUAGCUCGCGUCUCUUCGAAGCUGCUCCGCCAUCUCGUCUUCUUGUUGAGCAGCGACGCCACCAACUCAGCCGCACCGAAGUCCGCUUAGCCCAGCUCAAACCGAGCCGCCCAGCAGCGCCAGAAACGAGCCGGAUCAGAACUGAUUUUUCCAGUUUGUGGCCGAGGCUUGCGUGGCUGAUUUCGGGCCGAUCCGGGCCCCCAUUGGCAUUACCACUUUGGGGUUUAUCGGCCACCGUCACGUCCCUGUCAAUUUGAACCGAGCGAUUCGUUAAACAAGGUUUACAAGGAUGGCCGAGUAGAGAGACUCCGGGAGAAAAUUGGCGCCAAUCAAAAGACCCGGCCAUUUCGUCAGGCUGUGCCGUGUCGGCAAGGCUUUACGUCCAACAAGCGGCAAUGGGUUGUCCCCUGAGGCUCCCCGUUCUCGUGUACUUUCACAGAGGCCGCUUCAUAGACCACUCAGCUUCGUCACCAACUUACCACAGCCAUCUCAAUACCCUUGUCGCGGAGGCUAACGUCAUCGCCAUCUCCGUCAAUUAUAGAAGGGCACCGGAGCAUCCUCUACCGGUGGCUUAUGAUGAUUCAUGGACUGCCCUCAAAUGGGUGGCCUCUCAUUCCGCUAGAAACGGCCUCGAGGAAUGGUUGACUUCCAAUGCCAACCUAAAGAAGGUAUUCCUGGCUGGAGAUAGUGCAGGUGCCAACAUAGUUCACAACAUGAGCAUUCGAUUGGGAGAGGAAAAGCCAGAGGGAAUUGAAGUUUCAGGAGUUAUUAUGGUGCAUCCUUUCUUCUGGGGCAAUGAACCGUUGCCUUUGGAGACAACCGAACCUGAGAAGAGGUCCUUGGUCAAACGGUCCUGGAACAUAGUGAAACCAACCAACGUUGGCUGUGAUGACCCGCUAAUAAACCCGACAAUGGACCCGAGACUCUCGAGUUUAGGUUGCAAUAGGGUUCUAAUUUGUGUUGCUGAGAAGGAUAUUUUUCUACACAAAGGGUGGUAUUACAAGGAGGUGCUUAGUAAGAGUGGAUGGAAAGGAGUUGUGGAAGUGAUGGAUGCACCAGGGGAGGAUCAUGUAUUUCAUUUGUUUAAUCCUACUUGUGAUAAUGCUGUGAAUUUGAUGAAAAAGAUGGUAUUUUUCAUCAAGGAAGAUAAAUAGUGUUAUGACAUAUUAGUGUUAGCGACUUCUUUGCGUGGGCUAAACCUCGUUUAUCUCUAUCUCUAUUUGUACUGAAGAUGAAUUCCUCAGGAUUUUUAUCUUCUUGAGAUAA